GUUAGUUCAUCUUCCCCACUUAUCUCUUUGUUGAGUGACGAAUCUUCUCUCUCGCGGUUUUGUUGAUAUCGUCCAACAAAAUAAUAAUUUCCCCUCCAAAAUUUCGUCGCAUUGAAUUUUUCUCGAUCCUCCAUUUGAACUACACCACUAAAUUGCUUCACCGUUAUCCUCACAGCUUCAGCCAGUUCCAGUUCCAACUCCCAUGGUGUGAUCACAGCACAAGCCAGAAACAAUGGCGUCCACUUCACUUCCUUCCGUACAUUCCAGCAAUGUCUCUUCCGCGCCCUCAAUCGCACCUCUUGCAGGACCUUCUUUCUACAUGUCGUCUUCUUCUUCCUCCUGUUCAUCUCUCUCUAUUCGACCAUCCUCACUUCGUCCUACUCGCCUUCGCUCUUCCUCUAUCUUCGCCGACUCCCGUUCGAGGCGAAUCCCUAAAUUGAAGGGGCUGAAGGUGAACUGUGCAGCUGGGGAGCCGCUAAAGGUGAUGAUAUCGGGUGCUCCAGCCUCCGGCAAAGGAACUCAGUGCGAGUUGAUCGUUCAGAAGUUUGGCCUUGUGCAUAUAUCAACUGGCGACAUAUUAAGAGCAGAAAUUUCAGCUGGGUCCGAAAUUGGAAAUAAAGCAAAGGAGUUCAUGAAUUCUGGACGGCUAGUUCCUGAUGAAAUUGUGACUACAAUGGUGACUACACGAUUAUCAUGUGAGGAUGCAACAGAAAAGGGGUGGCUUUUAGAUGGAUAUCCUCGAACCCUUUCGCAAGCAGAAAGUUUGCAGAGGUUGCAGAUUAAACCAGAUGUUUAUCUUAUUUUAGAUGCUCUUUCGUAUAAGUUGACUGUAAAUCUGUUGUUAAUAGCACAAGGAGUAGGCUCUGUUUUGAGCAAAUUCAAAUUUCUUCUUCAUCAGUAUAUCAGUGAGGUUCCUGAUGAAAUUCUAAUCGACAGAUGCAUUGGUCGAAGGCUUGACCCAGAGACAGGAAAGAUUUACCAUCUGAAAUAUUUUCCCCCAGAAACAGAGGAAAUUAAAGGGAGACUUGUCACCCGGCCUGAUGACACUGAGGAAAAAGUGAAGCAGCGUUUGGAAAUUUACAAACGUAAUGCAGAGGCAAUAGCACCAGUAUACUUAAAUAUUACAAAGAAGAUUGAUGGAAGCCGUUCCAAAGAAGAAAUUUUUGAAGAAAUAUCAUCAGUAUUAUCACAGAUGCAGAAAGAAAAAGCUACGAAGUUUGGGAAAUCAACCCUUGGAUUCAAGAGUACUUCAGGUCAGGAUAGCUGGAGAGGCAUUCCAACUAGAUUGAAUAACAUUCCUCACUCCAGAGAAAUCAGGAAAUAUUUUUACGAUGAUGUGCUUGAAGCUACCAAGCGAGCUGUAAAAGAUGGUAGAACUAGAUUAAAGGUGGAGAUCAAUAUUCCUGAGCUUAAUCCUGAAAUGGAUGUCUAUCGAAUAGGUACACUUAUGGAACUUGUUCGGACUAUUGCCCUUUCAUUUGCUGAUGAUGGAAGACGUGUCAAGGUAUGCAUUCAAGGAUCCAUGGGGGAAGGUGCACUUUCUGGAAUGCCACUGCAGCUUGCUGGAACUCGGAGAAUCUUAGAAUACAUGGACUGGGGCGACUAUGGUGCUUUUGGGACCUUUGUCAAGAUUGGUUCAAUUGGUGCAAAAGAAGUUGAUGAGCAAGAUGACAUGUUCGUCUUAGUAGCGCCUCAAAAUGCUGUUGGAAAUUGUAUUAUUGACGAUAUGAAAGCGAUGACAGAUGCAGCUGCUGACCGACCUGUUAUUCUCGUAAAUCCUAGGCUCAAGGAUUUACCUGGUUCGAGUGGUAUCAUGCAAACAAUGGGUCGUGACAAAAGGUUGGAGUAUGCAGCAUCAUUCCAAAUCUGUUAUUUCUUUCGGCUUCUCUAUUAUGCGGGAACACAGUAUCCAAUCAUGGGGGCUCUCAGGAUGUCUCACCCAUAUGGGUAUGAACUCUACAAAAGGGUGGAUGAAUCUUCCGGUAAGGAAAGGUAUGUUAUGCUAUCCAAGUUUCCCAGCAGACCAUCCACUGAUGAUAUCAAUAACGCCUUUCAAGGAAAACAAAGAAACGAAGUUAAGAAGUCGUCGGGAAUCUGGGGCUUCUUGAGCGGUAUCUUUUGAGCUAGAGCUGCAAGCAAAAUAGAUUCUUAAGUGCAAUCAUUUACAGAGAAAGAAACCAAAUCUUCUGUAUGAUUUUAUACAUUGAAAUCUGUCUGGAGAAACAAAGCAAAGAUACGCAACUUCAAAUUCUUCGAAA
Molecule: messenger RNA, 2258 nt
Organism: Momordica charantia (bitter melon)
Lineage: Eukaryota; Viridiplantae; Streptophyta; Magnoliopsida; Cucurbitales; Cucurbitaceae
Product: adenylate kinase family protein
Biological process (GO): nucleobase-containing compound metabolic process
Molecular function (GO): AMP kinase activity; ATP binding
Source: RefSeq, a predicted model, not a curated record